Molecule: messenger RNA, 1540 nt
Organism: Didymella exigua CBS 183.55
Lineage: Eukaryota; Fungi; Ascomycota; Dothideomycetes; Pleosporales; Didymellaceae
Exons: 1
Coding region: 138-1379 (413 amino acids)
Source: RefSeq, a predicted model, not a curated record
GCGUCCGGGGACAGCGACUACGCGACAGGACAACGACGGCGAUGCGCAGUUGAAACAUGCUUGGCGCAGAGUGGUCGAAGACUUUCUGGUAAGUAUCCAGUGACUCUCUUUAGACUGGCUCAUCGCAGGUCAGCACAAUGCCGCGACAGCUGCCCUGGAAGAGCAGCGGGGGCGGGGGCAGCCGCACACAAACGAUAAAGCCAGCUACGCGCAAGACGAAGACAGCUGCUACAUCAGAUGACGUCGACGACGACUUCUUUGAUGGCACUGUGUCCGCCGGCAGCAGCAAGGACAAAGGUGAAGGCAAAAGCAAAGCAAAGGCAGCCUCAGAUUCAGAUAGCUCCCUGCCAGAGGCCGGACCAUCACCACACACCCCAAAAUCAAAGAGAACUGAACCCAAAGAGCGAGCGCAUUCAUCUUCGCCGCCACCUCUGGCAGACUGUGCACCCCCUCGCGAUGAGCCUAUGCGGAAAGGCGUGUCCAAGUUCGACCUUCGAGAUGAUGAAUGGAUGAUGGUCGAAGACGAGUUUCUCGAGACUGCAAAGCUUUUCACACGGCACUUGCACAUCGCAGAGUACGACAGGCUAAAAGAGAGAAUCGAGGCGAAGAAGAAGGACGCUGGAGUCGCAAGACCUGUUGUCGCAGGCGCAAAGCGCUCGGUAGAUGGCGCAAUGAAAGAGCGGGCAAGAAUUCAAGAGAGCAGACAGAAGAAGGCCAUUCGAGAUGUUUUCGCCUCCCAAGGUGAGUCAAGUGAGGACGACAGAGCCUCAUGUCGCCCGGAGCCAAGCAAUGUCCCUUCAAUUACAGCACGAUGUCCUCCACCUACGAAUGAAGCACAGGAGACUGAUAGCGACGACUUGGAUGCCCCGCGCCCGCCGAAGCCAAAAGAGCCAUCUCCUACGACUUUGACUGUAGCGAAACCAUUGCCAGCAACAAGACCGCGGCCCGCUUAUCCCCAGAAACCCAAGCCAGCAGCGGAGUCUUUCGUUAAACCUUCUCUCCCGGCUACGACAGCACCAGCCAGACCGCGCGCUCGGCCUUCGCGAAUGACGCCUUUCGAUAUGCUUGACGAGUACACGCCGCCGACUUUCGACACAAGAAACCCGCCUGCAACUCCUCGUGAUGAUCCGCGCUCUCAGUCGACAUCGUCCGCUCACUCGUCCUCUCAGACUUCGGAAACAACGACUACGCGAACUGUCAAGCCGCGGCGUUCCAUAGAUUUGCUCGAUGACUGGGGAUCCUUGAAAGACACCAUUGGGAUCAGUAAAGAGGUGGCAGAUAGGAUCGCAAAGAGGAAAAUUGAAAGAGCAAAAGAAGGGGACGCAACAGCCAAGAAGAGGGUCACCAAUCUAGAUGAUAUCCCUACAUUUUUGUUCUGAGUCUUUUUGGAGUUUGGAGUUUCGGCAAUGAUACCCCGGCUGUGAUUGACUUGAUAAUGGUCGUAAGGAGUAGUCAGCAAACGAUCAAGAUUAGAUUUGCGUAUUAUUCCAUUGUAUGUACGGGUAUCAUGAAAGACAGAAUAGAUGAACUCAAUCAUGCC